Penicillium salamii is the source of this 3300-nucleotide messenger RNA. The record is from the annotation of a GenBank genome assembly. NCBI's taxonomy places the organism in Eukaryota, Fungi, Ascomycota, Eurotiomycetes, Eurotiales, Aspergillaceae.
AUGCCCAUGCUAAACGGGCAGGAUGGGCCAGCCAAUGGCUCAAAUCCCUCAGAUUCUGGUCGUCAAAAGAUUGUAGUGGUUGGCUUGGGAAUGGUGGCCAUCUCCCUGAUCGAGAAAAUAAUCAAACAGGACACAGACCAGAAAUACGACAUACUGGUCAUCGGCGAGGAAUCCCACGUAGCAUACAAUCGGGUCGGACUAUCCUCAUUUUUCGAACAUCGCAAAAUUGAGGAUCUAUACCUCAAUCCAACAGAAUGGUACGAUUCAUUCAAGGAACGAGCCUUCGAUCAUCAUCUCAACACCCGAGUCACCUCAAUCGACCCAACCGUCAAAACCGUUCAAACCUCAACCGGCGACACAAUAGCCUAUGACAUUCUCGUGCUCGCAACGGGCUCAGAUGCAACCCUCCCAGUCCAGACCUCCGGCUACAACGCCCAGGGAGUCUUUGUAUACCGCACAAUCUCAGAUUUGGAACGUCUCAUCGACUAUGCAGCAAAGCAUAAAGGCCAAACGGCCGUCGCAGUCGGUGGUGGGCUGCUAGGCCUUGAAGCCGCCAAGGCGAUGACUGAUCUGGAAGACUUUGGGAAAGUCAAAUUGAUCGACCGGAAUAAAUGGGUGCUAGCCCGCCAGUUGGAUGCUGAUGCGGGAACGCUGGUGACUCGCAAGAUCCGUGAAUUAGGGCUUGAGGUUCUCCACCAGAAGCAGAUAAAGACCGUUAACACAGAUGGUGAUAAUAACGUUGUUGGUAUCACCUUUGAGGAUGGAGAAUCUAUUGAUUGCUGCUGCAUCUGCUUUGCGGUAUGUAUGACCAUGGUCACUCGAAUCAUCUUGUUGGUCAAAGAUAUUGACUAUUGCCAGAUCGGAGUUCAACCUCGGGACGAGUUGGGUCGGGAAAUUGGAAUCCUGUGUGGUGACCGUGGAGGCUUCGUGAUUGAUGAGAGUCUGCAAACCUCAAUUCCAGACAUUUACGCCGUUGGAGAAUGUGCAAGCUGGAAAAACCAAACAUUCGGCAUCAUUGCCCCUGGCAUUGAAAUGGCAGAUGUGUUGGCCUUCAAUCUCACCAACCCACAAAAGCCACAACGGGUCUUCACACGACCAGAUCUAAGUACCAAGCUGAAAUUACUUGGAGUCGAUGUUGCAAGUUUUGGUGACUUCUUUGCCGACAGAGACGGCCCAAAAUUCCUUCCUGGCCGUCGCCCUGCUACCGCGCCUGAUUCGGAAUCCAACCUAGAAGAGGAGUCCCCGGUUAAAGCCUUGACAUAUAAGGAUCCCUUCUCCGGAGUAUACAAGAAGUACCUAUUCACCAUGGAUGGGAAAUACUUGCUUGGCGGUAUGAUGAUCGGUGAUACCAAGGAUUAUCUCAAGCUUAAUCAGAUGGUGAAACUUCAAAAAGAGCUCGAAGUUCCUCCAAGCCAGUUUAUUCUUGGUGCUCAGAAUGGCGGAGAAGAAAAUGCGGACGACCUUGACGAUAGCACGCAAAUUUGUUCAUGCCACAACGUCACCAAAGGCGACGUCGUCGAGAAUGUGAAAAACGGCACUUGCAAGUCUAUUGCCGAAGUCAAGUCAUGCACAAAAGCCGGUGCAGGAUGUGGUGGGUGCAUGCCUCUGGUGCAAUCCAUUUUCAACAAGACCAUGCUAGACAUGGGACAAGAAGUGUCCAAUAACCUUUGCUCGCACAUCCCCUACUCACGCGCCGAUUUGUACAACAUCGUUGCCAUCAAGCAGUUGAAGACCUUCACUGAAGUCAUGAAGGGCGCUGGCAAGAACCCGGAUUCUCUUGGAUGCGAACUGUGCAAGCCGGCAAUUGGAUCAAUCUUGUCUAGUCUUUUCAACCCACAUGUCAUGGACAAGGGUUAUAAUGACUUGCAAGACACAAAUGACAAAUUCCUUGCGAACAUUCAACGAAACGGUACCUUUUCAGUGGUGCCUCGAAUCCCAGGUGGAGAAAUCACAGCCGACAAGCUUAUUGCUAUUGGAUCUGUGGCAAAGAAGUAUGGUCUUUAUUGCAAGAUCACAGGUGCACAGCGUAUCGACAUGUUCGGCGCGAAAAAGCAGGAUCUCCUCAAUAUCUGGACUGAGCUUGUAGAUGCCGGUAUGGAGAGUGGACAUGCCUACGCAAAGGCACUCAGAGCAAUCAAGAGUUGUGUUGGAACUACGUGGUGUCGCUUUGGUGUCGGAGACAGUGUUGGCAUGGCAAUUCGCCUGGAAGAGCGAUAUAAGAGCAUUCGUGCGCCACACAAGUUCAAGGGAGCAGUGUCUGGCUGCGUACGUGAAUGUGCCGAGGCACAGAACAAAGACUUCGGACUUAUCGCCACCGACAAAGGGUACAAUAUAUUCGUUGGAGGCAACGGUGGUGCAAAGCCAAGACACUCCGAGCUGCUGGUGACCGACGUUCCGGCGGAGAUGGUGAUGCCCAUUAUCGACCGUUACUUGAUCUUCUAUAUUCGAACCGCCGACAAGCUCCAGCGAACGGCACGAUGGAUUGAGAAUCUCCCAGGCGGCAUCCACUACCUUAAAGAAGUGAUUGUUGACGACAAGCUCGGAAUCUGCGCUGACAUGGAACGGCAAAUGCACGAGCUAGUCGACAGUUACUUUUGCGAGUGGACGGAGACAAUCAAAGAUCCGAAUCGCCGCAAGGUCUUCCAGCAAUUCGCCAAUACAGAUGAAACCGUCGAAAACGUCGAAGUUGUACAAGAACGUUCCCAACAGCGCCCAACAUACUGGCCGAAAGACUCAACGACCCAGGAAGACUUCAAGGGCCAUCAGUGGUCCAGCGUAUCCUGGCAGCCCGUUAUCAAAGCCGACCAUUUCUCCGAUGAACAACCACAGGUAUCAUCGGCGAACGUCAAACGGGGCGAUACCCAGCUUGCUGUCUUCAAGAUCAAGGGCAAGUUCUAUGCAACCCAGCAGAUGUGCCCGCAUAAGCGAGCAUUUGUUCUCUCUGAUGGCCUGGUUGGUGAUGACGAUGCUGGAAAAUACUGGGUGUCUUGCCCUUAUCAUAAACGCAAUUUCGACCUCAACGGCGAGCAGGCGGGACGGUGCUCGAAUGAUGAGAGCAUGAACAUCGCCACCUUCCCCGUUGAAGAGCGGGAUGAUGGAUGGGUUUAUCUCAAACUCCCGCCAGUAGAAGAAUUGGAUUCUGUUCUAGGAACAGAGAAGUGGAAAGUGCGGAAGGGAGAGACCGAGGACCCGUUCCAUAAAGUCGACAAGAAGUUUAAGGGGAUGAGAGGAAAGAAGGUCCUUGACGGAUUCUUGACCAAGGCGCCAGCUGUGCAGCCGGCCAAAACAAUCGAUUGGUAG